GUCGAUUGCUAAAACAUAAUCGUAGAUAAACGUGAAACAAUAGACUGUGCUCGCGUUGUGUCAAACAUCCAGUCUUUUCUUCUAAGUUUGUGCAAAGUAUAGCAGAAUAGAAUGCCAGAAAAAUGUUGUUGCGGAUGCUGUUACUUGAGUACAGGAGCACAAAUUGCGCUUGCUAUUUGUGCGAUCCAAGCCUGUAUUGGACUCGUAUGGCAUUGUGAUUUGCUCAAUCUUCUCAAUAAAUAUGAUACAUUUAGCCCUCUUGAUCUACUUAUUAAUGUAGAUGCAAUUGAAGAUUUUGAUGUUGUUCAUGGCUUGGUGCUGGCUGCGAUUGGGCUGAACUGUUUUUGGGUGAUAUUUGCAAUUGUUGCUGCCAGAGGUAACGUUACAUUGAAGCAUGGACGCAUGGCGUUUUGGGACAUGUUGACUUACUUGAUCACUUUUUUUGAUUUGGGAGCCUCCAUCUAUUUUUCAGUCAAACUGGCGCCGGCUUUUGUUGAGACAUCAUCAUUUUAUACUGAAAGCAUGAAACCAACUAAAACUUUAACUUAUCUAGUUCUUCUAAUUGCUUUCUCAAGAGGAGGUGUUUUGAUUCUCUUCAACGUAUAUAUGGCUCAUAUUGUUCACAAAAGAGGAAAGGAAAUCGAUCGUGAUCAUUCUGUAUUGGCCAUGUACAUUAUUUCCCAUUUAGCUCGAUGCAGAUCCGCAAAUGAGGAAAUUCUUCAAAUGCCUCCACCACCACCUCCUUAUGCUAGCAGUGCUCCUUAUUAUGCGCCUUUACCUCCUUCUAGACCAGACGCUAGAAGUGAUAGUGAAGGGUCUCAAUGGUCUCUCAGUUAUGAUGCUAUCCAAGGUAUGAGCCACGAACCUCCCAAGUACGUACCUCCUCAAGGGAGGGGGAAGUAUUCUAGCGCACUGGAAUUGGCUAGAUCUUUGAGUAGAGAUCCUACCAGAAGCUGCGAGCCUGUUACUGUGGAUACAGCCACUUCUCCAAUUCUGCCUUAUUAAUUAUAAAGGAUUUUUUUUUUUGUUUAUCUUAAAUGUGCAGAUUACCCCCCACCCACACACACCUUAAGUUUUAAGAAAGAAUUUAUUUCAGUGUAACUGCGAAAAUAAAAGCAAACCGGUGGCAGUUUAUUAUUGAUAUUAUUCUAAGCCAUUGUUUACAAUAUUGUAAGCUAUGUUAGACACCAAGAAAAAUAUUUUAUUUAUGUUCAAAAAUGAAAUAUUUAUUUUACCCGACUUGAAAAAAAAUGUUUAUUUUAUGUUCAUAUAUUGUACAUGCAUUGUAUUGUAUAUUGUAUUGUACAUCUAUUUUGGAACAGAUAUUACAUUUUUAAAAGUUA
Molecule: messenger RNA, 1343 nt
Organism: Argiope bruennichi
Lineage: Eukaryota; Metazoa; Arthropoda; Arachnida; Araneae; Araneidae
Exons: 7
Coding region: 112-1005 (297 amino acids)
Source: RefSeq, a predicted model, not a curated record